Messenger RNA from Oncorhynchus gorbuscha (pink salmon), 3634 nucleotides. It is a transcript of the gene lg02hxorf58, whose product is annotated as linkage group 02 CXorf58 homolog. The transcript has 8 exons. NCBI's taxonomy places the organism in Eukaryota, Metazoa, Chordata, Actinopteri, Salmoniformes, Salmonidae. Bases 190 to 1263 code for a protein of 357 amino acids. The record is from RefSeq and is a predicted model, not a curated record.
UUAAAGUUAGGCUAAGGGUAGGAGUUAGGGUAUGGGCGUCGCAACGAUUCCGUAUAGCACCAACACUCUGAUUAGCUCAGGAAAUGUGUCUUUACUGGCCGGUGAGGUUAGUAUUCUAAUCGUCCCUUAGCAACUCGUCUCUAACAAGAUACAACACAGGCAGAGAAAACAGCAUUGCUGGAGUGGAAAAUGGAAUAUGGAUUCAAUCAAGAGGAGCGUGUAUUUUCCGCGAAGAAGAUCCAGAAAUACUGGAGGUCUCACCAAGACAAAAGACUUUUCCAGCUGAUGUCGCUCACUGUUCGUGCUGCUGAGCACUGUCUUGCACCUGCUAUUCUCCGCCAACUCAGCCCCAGAGAAGCUGAUCUGGUCAGAGAUCCAAGCAUGCACUGCAAGGUCAGAUUCAGAUUUUCAGGUUCCCAGUUUCCUCCAGUGAUUGUCUUCAAGAUCUUCCACCUUGGAGGAGGAAGACAAUAUAUUUCUGGGAAAAGAGUGUUCCGACCAUCUAAUCAGGCCACAACAGACACCUGCAGGAUGAUGGGAAAUAGGAUAUUCAUCAAUCACAUUAUUGCUGAUGAGAUCCAGAGGCAAGGGAGAAUGAUUUCUGACACGUCUUAUAUCAGCUGUAUGAGGGACUUUAUGCAGUACUCAAGUCACCUUGACGAGCUACCUGCAUACCUUGGAGGGCGAGAGAACACUUGGAGGUCUCUCUCUCUUCAAGGACUGUCACGAAACAUCCUACAGUGGGAUAGCUUGGAGGUGGGCGGGAAGGGCACUGUGGCAGACAGGCUAAGGCAAGAGCUGCUGCUGUUAGCGCCUCAAAUUCCUUGCCCUCUGAUUGGAGGAGCAAUCCCACCUCGGAUGCUCAGGUCUCCUGCUGCUCCCCCUUCUUCUGUGGUUUCUACAGCACGCCAUGCCUCACAAACUGCCACUAGCUCCACCCCCCUCCCCUCAACUCGUCGCUCUGCCCGUGCACGCACCACAGCUGCCCGCAUGAGACAUCUCUAUAUCCUUGGGGGUACACCAAAGGAUGAGAGUAAUGAAACAACAGAGAAAAAACACAACCCAGAAAGAGGAGAGCAAGAGAAAGACAUGGAAGGAAGUGUAAAGCCCGAAGCACCCCAGAUAGGUUGGCCAUUGGGAUUGGAGGAAGACUCCAGUGAGGAUUCCCUCUCGGAUUCUGAGUGGGAAGAGGAAGCAGAGAAACUCUGCUUGUGGACAAGACAGCUUGCUCUGGAUGAUAUGGACAAUGUGCCAUCCACCUGAACUAGAACUUCAACUUGAGCAAGACUAACCCUAACCCUAACCCAAAAAACAUUUUCCACUCCUAUGGCUGUUUAUUUUCUCUUCUCUUGCUUUGCACACAAAUAUAAUAAAAAUGCUUGUGUAAAUUACAGUGUAUUAGCCUACAGCUGUGACUGGGUAUUCUACUGCCUCAACCUAAGGCCUGGGCUUUCAUGUUACAGGUGGUAGAGCAGUAGCCUCGAUAAGACUGGAAGACUGCGCCAUAAAACUAAGAUCAAGCCUGUCAGCUGUUCUCUCUCCCGCUACAUUUGUGGCAGUGGUGGGAUUAUUAUGGUGGCAUCACAGGUGCUGGAGAAGUACGUGUCACCUGCUAGCAGUGGGGCUUUGUGCAUGUGUAACCGGUUCUGUACCGGUACCUUUUUGCGUUGUGUUCUGGUGAGGUGUAGGUGGAAGGGAAGAGAAGGCUCUGGACAUAAUUCUGCCGGUUGUCUCUAUUUUAAUGACUGCAUGGAAUGGAUACAAAUAGAAGGCAAACGUUUAUGCUGCCGUCUGGACUUAGGCUGGACAAUAGAAAGAGUCAAAAUUCACCCAAGGCUGACAAAUGGCAAAAUAACGUUGGCUAAACUGGAACACUAGCGCGAGCCCAUAGCAAAUAAAUGGAAUUGAAGUUCGCAGAGCCUCUGACUGGAGUGACGCUUAGAAUUCCAUUUCGCCUAAAUGGCACCAAAAUUUUUUGCCCUUUUUAUUUUACCACUACAAUCUGUUAUUAGGACGAAACUGAAAAAUAACUAAUGUAGAAAGGAAACAUCCGCACCUCGAUGGUGCCAAGUCAGGGAUGCAAACUGGUGAGGGCCCAAAAAGGUGACACUUGCAAAAAAAAUCCCUGCUAGGGGGAAAUGCAGGUUUUAACUAAUUAUACAACAAAGAAUAUGAUCUACAUGAUCAGUCUAUUGUGUAAAUUAAAAAGUGGUUAAUGUGAACCUAACUCACAGCUAAAAAAUGUAAAGAAAGCAACCCGGUGUUAUUUGUUUCCUAGACUUACCUGCAAAUGACACUCAAGUCUUGAGAAAAAACAAUACACUAAUAUUGCAGUUACCCAUGACAGCCUUUAUAAUAGAAUGCUUGUGACCAUACACAUCUAAAUAUUGUACUUGGGAAAAAAACCAAAACAUUUUAAAGUAGAAACAAACAGGCUGUCACACCCUGACCUUAGUAUUCUUUGUUUUCUUUAGGUCAGGGUGUGACAUGGGGGAUAUGUGUGUUUUUGUCUCAUUCUCGGGUGUUUGUUACUGUCUAGGUUUUUUGUUGUUGUAGAUUUAUGGGGUUGUUUUCAUCUCGGUGUUUAUGUUGGUCUAUGGUUGCCUAGAUUGGUUCUCAAUUAGAGGCAGGUGUUUAUCGUCGUCUCUGAUUGGGAACCAUAUUUAGGCAGCCAUCCUCUUUGGGUAUUUCGUGCGUUAUUGUCUGUGUAGUUGCAUGUGUCAACACACGGUAUCAUAGCGUCACGUUCGUUUUGUUUAAGUGUUCUCCAUUCAAUAAAGAAGAAUGUAUUCUAACCACGCUGCGCUUUAGUUCCCUCCAUACGAUCGUGACACGGGCAUUCUAAUUUUGCUCUAUUAUAGUGGCCACUCUAGUAGACAUCGAGUAAGUGCUCAAGGCCACAUGUGUGUGACAAUGUAAAAAUGUAGUUUCCAUCAACCUCGCGCGCAAUGUAGAUAUCAAAGAACGCUCAGUUCGCGGGUAGAGUAGUGGGUGAAACCAUUUAUCUUAUCUUUCCGUUAAUGUAUUUAAGACCUAUUUCGGCAAGUUAACCAAGUUGAUGCUGGCUUAGCUAGCCAUGUUAAUAACGAGCUAACUAGCGCCGUCGGUCACUGCACUGCAAUGUGUGAGGUUCUGUGUUAUACACUAUAGCCCGUUACCAUAUCAUAUGUGAUGGAAUUUUAUUUGCUGUUGGCUUGUUUGGGUGUAUGUGUUAUGCAACAUAGCUGACUUGAGACAUUGUUAACAGUUUCAGGGCCAUGGACCUUUCUCAUGAUGGAAAAUUACAGAAUAACAUGAAGGCAGGAACUGUGCAUUGAGUUGUGGGGGCACAUUCAGAACGUAGUGUUGCGAGAACAAACGGUAUUUUGUUAGAUAACAGGAGCCAGGUGUGUGAUAACUGUAUCAAGCAUGAGCGCAUAGAUAUUCUACAAAACUACGACGACUGACCGCUGAAGCGCCUAGGGGGCUGGGACCAGCUCGGGCGCCAACAAUCAACGAUAGCCUGAGUGAGUUUAAACCACGCCCAGUCUCUACUCUGACAGGCCGGCUCGGAAGCAGGAACUACUUCUGUCAGAGUAUAUUAUAAUAACUUUGUCAGGAACAAGUCAGUUCUCUGUUUGCCCUGCGAGGUGGG